AUGAAUCAGGUGUUUUUUAUGGAAGAUGAUAUGGAAAAUAAUUCAUUUACACCAACUUGGGAGAAUGGGGCAGAAUCACCAAUAUUGCUUGAGAAUGUUGUUGGCCAAGGAUCAACUAAGUACAAGAUAAAAUUAAAAUAUGGAGGUUACUUUCGGUUAGCUAAGAACUCAUACAAAAAACGUUAUUGUUUUGGCUUUCAAAAAUGUCUUAACAUUGACACUUGCAUAUACGACUUUGAUGAUUUGAAUGAAGAGGUUGCCACUCAUUAUCCUCCGGAUCCGGAGCUAUCCUUUUCAAUUUUUUAUAUCGACAAAUACGCUACUAAGCAAAAAUUUGUGAAGGUUGAUUCGAAUGACAACUUUAAAUUGAUGCUUAGUAUGUACGAAGUUGAGAAAGAAUUAACCAUUUAUGUGACGAUGAAUAAUAAUGUCGAGACAAGCUCGGUGCAAGAAAGGGAAUCGGAUGAUGCUCAUGAUGAAGAAGAUGAGGAGGAUGAAUCAGUAACUUUUAGUACAGAUGAUGAAGUUGGGCAUGCAAGUUCCAAACCGGUAACUGUUAGCAGCAAGUAUGAAACUAUUAAAGUUAACUCCACGUUUGAAAAUGUGGUAGAGUUUAGAAGAGCGUUGUCCCAUUAUGCAAUCAUAAAUGAAUUUGCAUACUUUAGUGAGAAAAGUGAACCUACACGGGUCACAGCAAGGUGUAGUGACUUACAAUGCAAAUGGAGAAUACAUGCUUCUGUUAUGCAAGACGGAAUUUCAUUUGAGGUUAAGAAAUUGGUCGAACCACAUUCUUGUACUAGAAGCAACAAAGGUGCUAAUAAGGUGGCAACACAAGGAUGGGUUGCAAGUGUGCUUAGACAUAAGUUGAAAUGCGAUGGGGAUGUCUUAAUUAAAGAACUCCACAAGUGGGUUAAGAUAAAUUUCAAUGUUGAUCUACCCUAUAUGAAAAUCUUUCGAGGUAAAGAACAAGCUUAUAGUGAUUUGUACGGGAAUUGGGAAGACUCGUUCAUAAAGACGAAUGCUUUUAAAGAGGAACUAUUAAGGCGAAACCCGGGAAGCGUUGUCGAAGUUGACAUUGAGACUAAAGGUAAUAAGAAACUAUUUUUACGCUUUUUUGUUUCACUACUAGCUUGUUGGAAGGGGUUUCUUGUUGGUUGUCGUCCCUAUAUUUCUCUAGAUGCAUGCCAUCUAAAAGGCAAGUUUAAUGGGGUACUAGUCGCUGCUAAUAGUGUUGAUGGUAACAAUUCUAUUUUUCCGGUGGCUUAUGGUGUACUUGAAUCUGAAAACAAGAACUCAUGGAUAUGGUUUCUUGAGUUACUUAAGAAAGCAAUCGGUACGCCUAAUGGACUAGUUAUAUCAUCGGAUAUGCAAAAGGGUCUAGACAUUGCAAUUACACAAGUUUACCCUAAUGUUGAGCAUAGAGAGUGCAUUAGGCACUUAUUUAGUAAUUUCAAGAAGCGUUUUCGUGGUGAUUUAUUCACAAGAAAUUUAUGGCGAGCUGCAAAGACCUAUUGUGUAAACGAGCAUGAUCGACUGUUAAAUGAAAUUGCUGGAGCAAAUAAAGAUGCACUUACUUAUCUUAAUGAGAAUCACAAUAAGAUAUGGAGUCGUUGUAGGUUUGGGGAGACAUCAAAAUGUAACUAUGUUACAAAUAAUAUUUCGGAGUCAUUUAAUGCGUGGAUAGGUGAGGUGCGUUAUAAACCGGUUCUUGAAUUACUUGAUUCCAUUAGAGAGAAGAUUAUGGUACGAUUUGACAAAAAAAGGAGGCUUUCAAAAAAAUGGAAGGGUACCUUAGUACCUAAAACUAAGACUUACCUCGACAAAAUCUCUAAGAAAUUGGGUGCAUAUGAAAUUUGUAGAAGUGGUGAAAAUCGAGCUGAGGUGAAAUACGAGGACAAGCGUUGGGAGGUUUCCCUUGAUGAGAGAAAGUGUACUUGUCGGGUUUGGCAGGUAAAAGGUGUCCCGUGUGUGCAUGCAACAACUUUUAUUAUUUUCACAAGGGAUGUUAACUGGGACAUGUAUGUUGAUCCAUUUUAUACUAUUGAGAAGUUUAAAUUAGCUUAUGCUUUAGAAGUUGCUCCAAUGCCUACAAAGGAUCAAUGGAUGCAUAUAGAUAACGAAGAGAAGAUAUACCCACCUGCAAUCAAACGUCCACCUGGGAGACCAAGAAAGAACAGAAUUAGACCAGGUGACGAGCCUAAAAAACGACAAAAAUGUCCACGAUGUGGUGAGUAUGGACACCGUGAAAAGACAUGCAAAAACUCAGCACCUGAAGAUCCUACUCAACAAGCCUCAACAAGUAAAAGGGGACGAGGAAAAAGUACAAAAAAGACGUGAAAGUAAUUAGUCAAAGAUGAGCGGUUGAUUUCGAAUUUUUGGUAUCGUAUUUAUGUUUUUUGACCGGAAAUUUUUAUGUUUUCA
Messenger RNA from Helianthus annuus (common sunflower), 2421 nucleotides. RefSeq lists its product as uncharacterized. The record is from RefSeq and is a predicted model, not a curated record. Gene Ontology annotation, biological process: DNA transposition. The transcript has 4 exons. The coding region runs from base 1 to 2337 and encodes 778 amino acids. NCBI's taxonomy places the organism in Eukaryota, Viridiplantae, Streptophyta, Magnoliopsida, Asterales, Asteraceae. Gene Ontology annotation, molecular function: transposase activity; zinc ion binding; DNA binding.